AUGUGUCACUCGCUGUACACUGUGCAUUGGAAAACAGGAAAAUCCGCGCGUUUUUCUAGAUUUUUGCAAUGUUGACGAAUAUUCUUGUAAAACAGUGUGAUAAUUAUUAAAGGAUGACGAUAUUCCAUGACGAAAUUGAAAUUGAAGACUUCGAUUAUGACGAAGAGGAGGAAAUGUACUACUAUCCUUGUCCAUGCGGCGACAGAUUUCAAAUUAGUAAGGAGGAGCUCAUGGCUGGGGAGGAAGUAGCGACAUGUCCGAGCUGUUCACUUGUUGUCAAAGUUAUAUAUGAUCUGGAGAAGUUCAAAGCAGAGGCAGAAGAAGUGCAUAAUGAGGAGGCGAACAAGGAAGUUGUGAAAGCCUAGUGCUUACUGUGAGACAAGACCAAGAAGUUGUGGCAAGUGUGAGUCACAGGGAGACAAAUAUGGCAUGAUGCAGAUAGGAUGUCAGUACUGCCAGCCAAUCAAUGUUGCUAGUGAAGGCAAUGUCUUUUGUUGUGAUUGUUAUGCUGUAUAAUAAAUAAAAUCAUUUUUAUGUAUAUAUUUAAUAUUAUAUUACAGUUACAUAAAGUCAGUAUAUUAUAGUGUUUAUACAAUUUUAUUUCAUUUUGUGAAAUAUAAUUCAGCUCAACACCAAAUACAAUAAAACAAUCUUAUGCAAAUCCAUUAUAAUAAAUAUUUUUUUUAAAUAAAAAGUUUAAUACUUAACGAGUACUACAUAAUGUUAUUUGAAUAAGUAAUUAUCUAUAAUAAUGCAGAUUGACUAGCUACGGAAUGCUCCUACCAAAUAAUCCACACGGCCACCGCUUGACACAACGCUACUCAUAAAGUUUAUUUAAAUAUUGUCAUAUCAAGUAUACAGUACUUUAAAUAUACUGUGGAAAACUUGAACAAACUGUUCAGUACCACAAUUACAAGUAUGUCACAUUUAUAUGUGUUUACAAAUACAUACAUAAUUCUCAACAUUACCUUGCUAUUUACUAGUGUGAAUGUUAAAAUAUUGGAAUUCAUAUUUAUAGAAAAGCUAAUUUGAACACAGCGGCCAAUUUAAUGGAAGGAUAUAUUGAGCUAUUAUAAAUGUUCAUAAACAAAUUGUACUAACUUAGAUAACUAUUCAAAUAUAUCCAUUUUAAUAUUAAAAGCAUUUUGUCGUUAUGAGUAAAAUGACAAAUCAUUUUGUCACAAUUUUUUUCUAAACAUUUUAAGUUUCAUUUUCCCUUUUUUUUGACAUAAAAGCAAUAAAGUACUUUUCUCCAAAUAGGAAUAUACUGCGUACAUAUUUAAAAUUUACUAACAAUAUCUAAGGAAAUUAUAUUAAUUUACAUAAACACUCAAGUACAAGGUAAUUACACUAAAUAUUAAUAUAACACUACAAGCCAAAGCAGUCAAAAAAUAUCACAAAUUUUUGUCACAAAAAAAAGCACACAAAUAUAGUCUAUAAAAAUAUAUUUUGAGAUGCUAGUCAAGUGGCAAAUUUUCUAAUAUCUAUUUUUAAUGUGUUAAGCAAGGUUAUAUAGAUUUUGAAUUUAAUAUAUAAAACACUAUACCUAGUCUCGGCAGUUCCAGCCUGGCCAUACUUUCCAUCAGUUUAAACAGACCAAAUCUUUAUUUUAGUGCUUUCGGUGGUUAAUGAGAUCAAAAGACAAUUAAAUAUAAUACUUAUAUAUGAAAUGGAUGCAA
Molecule: messenger RNA, 1679 nt
Organism: Papilio xuthus (Asian swallowtail)
Lineage: Eukaryota; Metazoa; Arthropoda; Insecta; Lepidoptera; Papilionidae
Gene: Dph3
Product: Diphthamide biosynthesis 3
Exons: 3
Coding region: 114-365 (83 amino acids)
Biological process (GO): protein histidyl modification to diphthamide
Molecular function (GO): metal ion binding
Source: RefSeq, a predicted model, not a curated record